AUGUCUGAUCAACCAGAUCAUACUCAACACAAACCUCACAAGGUGAACCUGAAUGACGCCUCGGGCGCAGAGAAGAAAGAGGAGCUCGAUACCUCUACUGCCAUCCUCAAGAAGAAGAAGGAGCCGAACGAGUCAAACUCCGUUACGGACGCCACCAACGAUGACAACUCGAUCAUUGCUCUUUCCAACAAUACGAUGGAGACGUUACAGCUCUUCAGAGGAGACACAGUGCUGGUCAAGGGCAAGAAGCGAAAAGACACUGUCCUUAUCGUCCUUGCCGAUGACGAUCUCGAUGAUGGGAGCGCACGAAUCAACCGUGUGGUCCGUCACAACCUGAGAGUCAAGCACGGCGAUAUCAUUACCGUUCAUCCCUGCCCCGAUAUCAAAUAUGCGAAGCGAAUUGCCGUACUUCCUAUUGCCGACACAAUCGAGGGUCUAACCGGAUCUCUCUUUGAUGUCUUCCUUGCGCCCUACUUCCGCGAAGCCUACCGUCCUGUCCGACAGGGAGAUCUUUUCACUGUUCGAGCGAGCAUGCGACAGGUGGAGUUCAAGGUAGUAGAGGUGGACCCUCCGGAGUAUGGCAUCGUUGCCCAAGACACUGUCAUCCAUUGCGAAGGCGAGCCCAUCCAGCGAGAGGACGAGGAAGGAAACCUGAACGAGGUCGGCUACGAUGACAUCGGUGGUUGCAGAAAACAAAUGGCACAAAUCCGGGAACUUGUCGAGCUACCGCUCAGACAUCCUCAGCUCUUCAAGUCUAUCGGUAUCAGGCCUCCCCGAGGUAUCCUCAUGUAUGGUCCACCCGGUACCGGUAAGACUUUAAUGGCCCGAGCGGUUGCCAACGGAACCGGUGCCUGCUUCUUCCUGAUCAACGGUCCCGAAAUCAUGUCAAAGAUGGCCGGUAAAUCAGAGUCCAACCUGAGAAAGGCCUUCGAAGAAGCGGAGAAGAACUCGCCGGCCAUUAUCUCCAUCGAUGAAAUCGACUCGAUUGCUCCCAAGCGAGAGAAAACCAACGGCGAAACGGACGGUAUGAAGGCUCGGUCCAAUGUUGUCGUCAUGGCUGCUACCAACCGACCAAACUCGAUUGAUCCUGCCCUGAGACGUUUCGGCCGUUUCGAUCGCGAGGUCGACAUUGAUAUUCCUAAUCCCACCGGUCGUCUUGAAACUCUUCAGAUCCACACCAAGAACAUGACGCUGGCCGACGAUAUUGAGCGGGAAUCAAUUGCCGCAGAAACUCGUGGUUACGUCGGUUCGGAUAUUGCCUCUCUCUGCUCGGAAGCCGCCAUGCAACAGAUUCGUGAGAAGAUGGAUCUCAUCGAUCUUGAUGAAGAUACCAUUGAUGCUGAGGUUUUUGACUCCCUCGGCGUCACCAUGGAGAACUUCCGAUUCGCUCUGGGCGUUUCCAACCCAUCCGCCCUCCGCGAAGUUGCCGUUGUCGAAGUCCCCAAUGUCCGCUGGGACGACAUUGGUGGCCUCGAGGGUGUCAAGCGCGAACUCAUCGAGUCCGUCCAGUACCCUGUCGACCAUCCAGAGAAAUUCCUCAAGUUUGGGCUUUCACCAUCUCGUGGUGUCCUGUUCUAUGGUCCACCAGGUACUGGUAAGACUAUGCUUGCCAAGGCUGUUGCCAACGAAUGCGCUGCAAACUUUAUCUCCGUCAAGGGCCCUGAGCUGUUGAGUAUGUGGUUCGGUGAAUCCGAAAGCAACAUCCGAGACAUCUUCGACAAGGCUCGAGCAGCAGCACCUUGCGUUGUCUUCCUUGAUGAACUAGAUUCCAUUGCCAGGUCGCGGGGUGGUUCCGUUGGCGGUGCCGGGGGUGCAUCUGACCGUGUCGUCAAUCAGCUUUUGACCGAAAUGGACGGCAUGACCUCAAAGAAGAAUGUGUUCGUCAUUGGCGCCACCAACAGACCGGAACAGCUCGAUAAUGCCCUUUGCUAUGAAGCCUCGCGUGCUUCCAUUCUGCGAGCUCAGCUUCGCAAGACCCCUGUCGCUCCAGAUGUCGACAUUGACUACAUUGCUAGCAAGACCCACGGUUUCUCGGGUGCCGACUUGGACUUUGUCACCCAGCGUGCUGUCAAGCUCGCCAUCAAGCAGUCCAUUGCUGCCGAUAUCGAGCGUCAAAAGGAGCGUGAAGCCGCUGGCGAAGACACCAUGGACGAGGACUUGGAUGACCCAGUCCCAGAACUCACCAAGACUCAUUUCGAAGAGGCCAUGCAAGCUGCUCGACGAUCCGUCAGUGACGUUGAGAUCCGCCGAUACGAAGCCUUUGCCCAAGCCAUGAAGCAGAGUGAUGGCAGUGCUUUCUUCAAAUUCCCAUCUGCUGAAGAGACUGCUGCAGCUGCCAACGGCAAUGGUUUCGGGGAAGCCGGCAACGACGAUAGCUUGUACGAUUAA
Molecule: messenger RNA, 2388 nt
Organism: Exophiala spinifera
Lineage: Eukaryota; Fungi; Ascomycota; Eurotiomycetes; Chaetothyriales; Herpotrichiellaceae
Product: cell division control protein 48
Exons: 7
Coding region: 1-2388 (795 amino acids)
Biological process (GO): retrograde protein transport, ER to cytosol; mitotic spindle disassembly; autophagosome maturation
Cellular component (GO): VCP-NPL4-UFD1 AAA ATPase complex; cytosol; nucleus
Molecular function (GO): polyubiquitin modification-dependent protein binding; ATP binding; ATP hydrolysis activity
Source: RefSeq, a predicted model, not a curated record